AUGGAGAAGAGGAAGUCACCGGCUGUUACCAGAAGGUUCGUCUUCAAUGAUGCCGGAUUGGCCAGUCUGAAAGAGAAAUUGAUGGAGCCAAUGAUCAAUAGAGUAAAAGUAGUAACUGUAAUUCUUUGCGAGUCCAUUCUCGGCGCAAUUACCGCCAGCAAAGUCGUGACCCAAGCUGUUAACCUGCGGCGGAAGGGGAACCCGCCGUUCCCGUCGAAUUCAUUCGGCAACUACGUAAUCCACGCCAUUGCCACAAUCGGCCUAUGA
Linum tenue is the source of this 267-nucleotide messenger RNA. Lineage: Eukaryota; Viridiplantae; Streptophyta; Magnoliopsida; Malpighiales; Linaceae. The record is from the annotation of a GenBank genome assembly.